AUGUCUAAAAUUGCUACUUGGUCUGCUGGUGUAUCCUAUGAAGAUGAUAGAGAUGAGGAGAAAGAUCUGCUCAAUGACGAUGAAUUCAUCCUAGAAUUUAUAGACAACGCGAGAUCUGCUAAGCUUAACCUAGCCAUGAAUGCUAUCUAUGAAUUUGAAGCUCGUUUGAAGCAAUUCGACGAAAAUACCAUCAAAGGAAGUUUAGAUGAAUUGCUCGGGUUGUAUAGUGCAUCUACUCUCUCUCUACAAAAAUUUAGAUUGGAAUACUUCAAUUUCCUUCCCAAGUUAUUCAAGCAAUUCAAUCAGUUCAUAGACCAUGCGAUAAGCUGGCAAUCGAAGGAGUUUACUAGACUCUCAAAGACUAGUGCAUAUGCUAAUAACACUCACACGUUAUUGCACCAAUCAUUGGCUAUCAUCGAAGCCCAGGUGGAGUCACAGGGAACCAUAUCUGAGCAGUCAAUCAACUUAUUGGCUUUUUCGCUUGAUAUUCAACUUUCUUUAAGGGAUGCUCAAUUAAUGAAGCCUUCUAUGUCACUCUCUGCAUUCGUGUUAACACGUAGACUUAUCCGUCAACAUCAUUCCAUCAUUCCUUCAGUCUUGUCGCAUAUACUCAACAAACCUAGUACCACAUAUGCACCAUUGCUUGGUGUAGCUAUCGAUGUCGCUCUGCGCCUCAGAGCAAAAGGCGAGACCGAGAAAGGUGCGAAAGGCGGUCUCGGUUGGUCAUAUGUCAAUGACCAGAAGGACAAUAUCAGGAAAUUCUACGUCGACAACAUCGUCGCGUCGAAGACUCCAGUUUCUGCACGUCAUAGAGACGCUUUGCUCGAUUACGUUGGCGAAUUUGUCGAAAAGACUGAGUUAGAGAAGGAUAUCAUCCCAGUCACAGAAAAGAUGUUGCUGCGUUUACCUGACAACACUCUGCAGAUUGUGAUCUCCAUUCUUACCAAGUACAAGGGAGAUCUUGAAGGUAUCAUUACUCAUUUCAUUUCAGCUUUGGUCUCUGUCACAAAGAACCAAAACCCAGAUGUUAGAGCACUAGGCCCACUUUUCGUACAGACUGUUGUUAAAGCAAAUGACGAAUUUGGAAGAGCUUUCGAUUGGACGCCUUUUGCUAAUGAUAUUAUCAACAUUCCAAAGACAAACAAGACAGCUUCACCAGACCAUCGGUCUACCUUGUUCACUCUCUUGAACUACAUUCCUACUGGUGAUGAAGUAUCCAAGUCUAUCACAGAAACCCUUCCACCACUUAUCGCUAAGGAAAACAAUGAUGGUGCCAUCCAAUCACUUACAAGCGCGCUCUCACCCCACCUUGCCCAUGCCAUCUCAACUGGAAGCACCUCUGCAAGCACUUUCACUCCUCUUGUUAGUGCUUUAAGCUCUACCAAGCCUGUCGUCAAACGUGCAACUGGUGCUUGUGUUGGUCAAGCUAUCUGGUCUAUCAACGAUUUCACAACGAUUGAACCAUUUGUUAAGAUGAUCUUGCCAGCAUUCGACGCUGAGCUUAAGGUUAUGACAACGAAUGCUCUCACUGCACCAGCUGGCGCACUUGUAGGUUACAUUGUUGUUGCUGCUAUGUCACAUCUCGCUACCCUCGAGGGUGUUUCAUCUGAUGUGAAGGCCUUCAAAGAGAGCCAAAAUAUGAAGGCUAUCACGACUCUCGGAGCCAAGCCUUCAUUUGUAUUGAAUGACAAAGUCUAUAAAAAGCUCACGUCAUACACUGAGGAAACAUGGUUCAGGAGAUCGCUGCAAGCUGUAGCAGGUGAUAGCAACAUCGAAUUCAGCCACGAGCUUUCCACAGCGGUUGGACAAGCCUUCCUCCACCUUGCUAUCAACUCGCCAAACAGCGAGACCCGCAGAGAAACUCAAGAGACCAUCCGUGUGCUCUCCGAGAAAUCGACCGCUCGCACAUCUGGCUUCAUACUCGAUGCUAUCGCCAUGUCUGUAGAGUCUGGUCUGAGCACCUCUAGAGUUGCAGGACCAGUGCUGGUCGCAUCUGUCUCAACCUUAGCGGACAAAUCCGAGCGUGAAGAAGCAGUCGCAAAGUCACUUCUUCUCGCCCAUCACACCUUCGUUGAUGGCAACAAUCGUGGUACAUGGAUUGAGUUGACUCAACAUGCUCAAGUUGAUGCUCGUACACUUGUAAAUGAACGCGCCAAGGAGUUGUUCGAAGUUACCAAAGCAGGUUCAGCUAAUCCAAACACUGCUCAAGCCGCAUCUAGAGCACUUACUACUCUCACUUUUGUAGCACCUUCAUUAAUCGUUCCAAUGGCAGUUGAACAAGUCAAGCAAGAUCUCGAACCAAAGUCCUUACACUUCAUCGAUACCGUUGCAGUCGGUAUGUGGAGAAUGCCGGAAGGUAUUGCAUUUGUCGAUGUACUCGCGGCCAAAAACAAUCAAGCUCAGGAUAAGAAUAGGAAGGGUUAUGCUAUUGAACAAUGGGAGAAUGAGAUUAGAGAAUCUAUUGCAGCUAAGAAGAAGACUACGCAAAAGCUGUCACCAAAAGACAAGGCUGCCGUUGAUGCCCAACUUGAAAAAGAAAAAGCAGUCAGAAACCAUGUUCAGGAAGUUUACGAGAAGUUGCGCAUUGGUCUGAUGUCAGUGAAGGCAAUCUCAGCUGCUCGUGUCGAUGAGCUUAAGCCAUACGUCUACGACUUGGUAUUGCUUCUCCUUAAGGGUGCCUUACUCAAGGGUAGUAUGCUUAUUGAACAUGAUGCCGUUGAUGCUUACUUGACACUUGCUGAUUGUUGCGCUGAGAAAUUGGGUGUCACAAAGCACUCAAUCGCUUACGCUACCUUACGUGCUUACAACAUUCCGUUCAUCCCACAAGAAUACUUGUUUGAGAACUUGGGUGAAUUGACAGCACGUAUUCUCUUGCGUGUCAAGAGUAUCAGUGAUAACAGCUUAUUAGAUGCUACCACAUUAGGUUUCUUGAUGCCGCUCAUCGAUAAAGUCAUCCUCGAAACUGGUGUUGGAGUGUCUAAAGAAGACUCCGACGCAGCUGAAGAGCAAUUAACUUUGUCUUUAGGUUUACUCUCCUCCCACAGUGCUGCCUUCUCUGAUAUCAACUACCCACGUGCAGCCAUAAUCAAGGUUCUUCUUAAGGCUAUCGGUACAUAUACUAGACAUUCAAAGGAGGCUUCAAGCACCUUGAUCAACAUCGGUGCAUCAAUGCGUGAGAACGCUACAUUUGAAGAAUGUGGCAUUCUCAUCCAAGGUACUCUUGCUGAUGAGGUUUAUGUUCGUUCAUCUUGCUUGCAAGCAUUACAGCCGAUCGAUAUCACCGAUAUUGAAUUCCCAACUGAGCUCUGGCUUGCUUGUCACGACGAAGACGAGCAGAAUUCAAGAUUAGCCAAUCACCUCUGGGAUGACAAUGGUUUGGAUGUUUCAGAAGACUUUUUAGGAAAGUUGAUACCUUACCUCGACCACGAAAACGUAUACGUUAGAAUUGCAUCAGCAAAAGCCAUCACUGGUGCUGUUGAGAACUUCCCUGCACAGGUGUCUGACACUCAGAAAGCUUUACAAGAACUUUACUACGAAAGAGCCAAGCCACUUGCUCCAGAAUACGACGAAUACGGUAUGAUCAUACCAGAAACGCUUGACAGAACCGAUCCUUGGGAAACAAGAAAUGCUAUUGCUGGUUCAUUACUUACUCUUUCGACACUCUUCAGUGGAAAUGAAGUCGUUGCUCUCUUUGAGUUCUUAAUCACGGGCGAAGCACUUGGUGAUGCUCAUCCAAGUGUUAGAAGAGAGAUGCUUGAAGUCGGUAUCACUGUUAUCGACUCACACGGCAAGAAAUCUCUCCAACAGCUUAUUGAAAUGUUUGAACAAACCCUCAAGCAAACCUCUACGACCGAAAUUCAGGAUAUGGUAUUCGAAGCUGUAGUUAUCUUCUUUGGUAGAUUAGCUAGACAUCUUGAACCAACUGAUGAACGCGUACCAAUUGUCGUUGACAGACUCGUUGAUGCGCUCAAGACACCAUCAGAACUUGUACAAUCUGCCGUAGCCGACUGUUUACCACCGUUGGUACAAGCUAGAUCAGAGCAGAGAGCACCAUUAGUUAAGCAUCUCCUCAACGAGCUCAUCAACGCGGAGAAAUACGCCGCUAGAAGAGGUGCUGCGUAUGGUCUUGCUGGUGUUGUCAAAGGUGCUGGUUUAAGUUCUUUCAAGGAAUUCGACAUUCUUCGCACAUUGAAGAAAUCUGCAGAAGAUAAGAAGAAUAUGCAAGCUAGACAAGGUGCUCUUUUCGCAUUUGAGACUUUGUCAGGUACUCUCGAACGUCUCUUUGAGCCAUGGAUUCCUACCCUUAUGCCAAUCUUGCUCACUUCAUUCGGUGAUUCCGUACCAGAUGUUAGAGAGGCCACACAAGAUGCUGCCAAGGUCAUCAUGAGUAAGAUUAGUGGAUACUGUGUUAAGGUCAUCCUACCAUCAAUGUUAGAAGGUCUUGAAGAAAAACAAUGGAGAACUAAGAAGGGCUCUAUUGAAUUACUCGGUGCGAUGGCUUUCAUGUCUUCAAAGCAAUUAUCUGUUUCAUUGCCUACGAUUAUCCCACAAAUCGCUGACGUUCUUACUGACACUCACUCACAAGUACGUGCAGCUGCGAAUGCUGCACUUAAGCAAUUCGGUGAAGUUAUCAACAACCCAGAAAUCAAGAGUAUGUCAAACAUCCUUAUCAAGGCUCUUGUCGAUCCUACUUCAAAGACGACUGUCGCUUUGACUACACUUCUUAACACUGAUUUCGUUCACUACAUUGAUGCGCCUUCACUUGCACUUGUCAUCCCAAUUGUCGAAAGAGGUUUACGUGAACGUUCAACCGAAAUGAAGAGAAAAUCUACUCAAAUUAUUGGUAAUUUGGCAUCAUUGACCGAUUCAAAGGACUUCUUACCAUACAUGAAGGUUCUCCUUGAACUCGUUCACAACGUUCUCGUUGAUCCUGUUCCUGAAGCUCGUGCUACUGCUGCAAAGACAUUAGGAAGCUUGAUCGAGAGAUUGGGAGAAAACAACUUCCCUAACAUGAUUCCAAGCUUGAUCAGUAUGAUUAGAUCUGAUACUUCAGGUGUUGAUAGACAAGGUGCUGCUCAAGGUUUGGCAGAAGUAUUGAGCGGUUUGGGUAUGGAGAGAAUGGAAUCUCUCCUUCCUUCAUUCUUGGAAGACACCAAACACAGUCGUCCAUAUGUCAGAGAAGGUGCUAUCAGUUUGCUUAUUUACUUGCCAACUACAUUCGGUCACAGAUUUACUGUCCACCUUGGUAGAAUUGUCCAACCAAUUUUAGGUGGUAUUGCUGAUGAAUCUGAGUAUGUCAGAGAAGCAUCUAUGAGAGCAACAAGAAUGAUUAUUGCCAAUUACUCCAACAAAGCUGUUGAUCUUCUCUUACCUGAACUUGAACGUGGAUUAUUCGAUGAAAGCUGGAGAAUCAGAUUAUCAUCUGCUCAACUCAUUGGUGAUCUCUUGUUCAGAAUCACUGGUAUCUCAGGCAAGAUUGAAGUUGAUGAAGAGAAUGAAGAAGAUGAUGGACCAGAGGAUACUUACGGACAAACUGAGUCUGCUAAGAACCAAUUGGUUGAGGUACUUGGUGUUGAUAGACGUAACAAGGUUCUUUCAGCUCUUUACCUCUCACGUUCAGACCAAGCACACGCUGUUAGAAUUGCAACCGUACAAAUCUGGAAGGCAUUGGUACCUAACACUCCAAGAACAGUUAGAGAAAUUAUGCCAACUCUCAUUGAACAAAUCGUUACUAUUCUUGCAAGUGAAUCAUGGGAUAUGCGUGAAACAGCAGCAAGAACAUUGGGUGAAAUUGGUAGAAAACUUGGUGAAAAGAUCUUACAAGAUGUUAUUCCAACCUUGCAAUCAGGUGUUGACUCUAUUUCAGCACAACAUAGGGAAGGUGUUUGUAUCGCAUUCAGUGAGUUACUCAAGAAUGUCGAUGGUGACAAGAUUGAGGCACACUAUAACGCCAUCAUAUCUUCAGUCCGUAAAUGUCUCGUUGAUGAUGACAAGAGAGUUAGAGGUGCAGCCGCUCAAGCAUUUGAUGCUAUGCAAUUACACAUUGGUGGUAGCGCAAUUGAUGAAACGAUUCCAACAUUGGUCGAGGCACUUUCAUCUAAUUCACAAUUAUCUGUAUCCGCAUUAGAGGCAUUGAAGGAGGUUAUGACGGUCAGAUCUGCAACAGUAUUCCCUAUCUUGGUUCCAGAACUCACAUCAUCUCCUAUCACAACUUUCAAGGCGAACGCAAUGGAUUCACUUAUCAAAGUUGCUGGUGAUGCCGUUACGGAGCAAAUCACAAGUAUCCUUCGUGCAUAUGUUCAAGAAUUGGAAAGCAAGCCUGAUGAUGAAGUUAGAGAAGCAAUUGAAAAGGCGUUAUCAAGCAUGUUCAAUGUUGUUGAAGGUAUUGAAGGUCUUAACAUCAUUAUGAUGACUUUAAUUGGCUGGGCUAAGGAUGUCGAAUCUACCAGAAGAGUAUCCGGUAAUAAGCUCUUCACAAUAUUCGCCAAGUCAACAGAAGAGGACUUUGAGUACUACAGAUAUGACUGGUUGAGACAAUUGGUUGGCGCAAUGGAUGAUCCAGUUGACGAGGUAAUCGAAAGUGCAAGAGAAGCUCUUGAUGCGCUCGUCAAAUCAAUACCUAAAGAUGAACUUGAUGAGACUGCCGUUCCAUUGAGAUCUGCAGUUGAAAACCUCGGAUCAUAUGGUAAGACUGUAGCUGGAUUCAGUCGUCCAAGAGGUAUUGCACCACUUAUUCCAAUGCUUUUGGCUGGUUUACUUACUGGAAAUGUCGAACAACGUGAGAAUGCAGCAUACGCAAUUGGAGAUGUUAUUGAAAGAACAGAUGAGGUUAACAUUAAACCAUUUGUUAUUCAAUUGACAGGUCCUCUCAUCAGAAUUCAAGGUGAAAAGGUUGCAUCAUCUAUCAAAUCAGCAAUCUUGCUUACACUCACGAAAUUCCUUCAACGUAUUCCACAGCAUGUCAAGCCAUUCUUCCCACAACUCGGUAGAAUAUUUGACAAAGCGAAGACAGAAGCAGAUAUGCGUGUCGUUUCCCUCAGGGCUGAUGAAGCAAUUGAAGCAUUGGCUCAAGCCAGGGCAAGCAUUGCAGCUAAAUAA
This is a messenger RNA of Wallemia mellicola CBS 633.66, 7098 nucleotides long. RefSeq names its product ARM repeat-containing protein. Gene Ontology annotation, biological process: cellular response to amino acid starvation; regulation of translation. Gene Ontology annotation, molecular function: protein kinase regulator activity. Gene Ontology annotation, cellular component: cytosol. Bases 1 to 7098 code for a protein of 2365 amino acids. The record is from RefSeq and is a predicted model, not a curated record. The transcript is spliced from 7 exons. Lineage: Eukaryota; Fungi; Basidiomycota; Wallemiomycetes; Wallemiales; Wallemiaceae.